UUGUCCGUUCUCGACGUUUGGAGGCGCUGGCUUGAAGAAGGGGGAGGAAAAGUAAGGAGUACAGAUGCCCAGAGAUGUGUACCGCACACGAAAAACCGAACAAAUAAAGGUGCUCUAUAGUGUUCCUAGUAGAAAUGGGAUAUAAUUGAAGAUUAGCCUGAAAAAUAGUGAGACAGCCAAGCCCCAGGUUCAGUAAGGCAGGGCUUUGCGUUGGCUUUUGGGAAAUGGAGUUGUCAUGCUAACUACGCGGCCUGUUUGCGACGGAAACUACAACUCCCAGAUGCCACCGCGACACUUGUCUUUUUGCCCGCGAACAAACGAUUCUGGAGGCCGUGGUUAACUGGGAGCGUCCGUCUGACAAUGGAUUCUGAAUUAUCACACAGUAUGGUUGGGAGCUAUCUUAAGCCUCCAGAAAGAACGUAUCUUCCAUCAUUCACACAGAAUGAAGCAGUUCAGAAUUACCACCCUGGGAACUCUCCUAAGAUGUUUAACAGUCCAAACAACCAAGCACUUGUUUCAGCAUUAAAAACUCUCCAGGAGAAGAUUCGUUGUCUUGAGCUGGAGAGGACACAGGCUGAGGACAACCUGAACCUUCUGUCCAGAGAAGCAGCGCAGUAUAAGAAGGCUCUGGAGGAGGAGAGCAAUGAGAGGAACCUGGCACACGAGGAGCUGAUUAAACAGAAGAAAGAUAUAAGCAUACAGUUAAGCUCAGCCCGGUCUCGUUGUAUUCUCCUAGAGAAGCAAUUGGAAUAUACAAAGAGAAUGGUUCUCAGUGUAGAACGAGAAAAGACUAUGAUCCUAGAACAGCAGACCCAGCUUCAAAGGGAAAAAGAACAAGAUCAGAUGAAGCUGCACGCUAAACUUGAAAAGCUCCACAUCUUAGAAAAAGAGUGUUUGAAACUGACGGUGACUCAGCAGACUGCGGAGGAUAAGAUUAAGUAUCUAGAAGAGAAACUAAAGGAGGAGGAACAUCAGCGCAGGCUGUUCCAGGACAAAGCGUGUGAACUUCAAACUGGAUUUGAAAUCAGCAAGAUUUUAAUGUCCACAGUUUCGAAUUCAAAGCAUUGCAAGGAAAAGAAGAAACUCCCAAAGAAAACUAACUGUUUAAAGAGAGGGCCACCUCAGCCACCGGACCACAAAUUUCGAGCGCCGGCGUUUGAGCGAGCGAAGCCUUUCAGAACAACUGCCCAGACUAGAGCUAACCCUCAUAGCUCAGGAGAGCCCGUUUCCAUUUGUGACAGUUUGUCUGAACUCUUGAUGACAAUGCAAGAGGAGCUGGACCAAAUGAAUAUGGAGCACAGAGAGCUCCUGAGACAAUUGAUGCAGACUGAGAGCCAGUCAGUCUCUGAGGACAUAGAGCAAGAGCUGGAGCAGUUAGUCAAGAAGAUGGAAAGCAAAGGCGACCAGAUCUCUCUGCUUAAGAGGCAUCAAGACAGUGUCCGUAAAUUGCAAGAAAAAGUUGAGAACUCAAGGAUAAAUGAAUCUUCAGGUAUCCAUGGCAACCCUAAAGGAUCAAAGAACUUGAAAAACAGCCCCCGGAAAUGUGUGAGUGAAACCAGCGCUUUUCAGAGAAACAGAAGCUUUCAACCAGUGCAGGUCCACAGCCUGCAGACGAAGCUGAGGCGGGACGACAUCAAGUGGGAGCAGUGACCACCACGGCAAACUGUCUGUCACGUAAAUGAACCUCACCAGUGAGGCCUCAUGCCGUCUCCGUGGUUUUUAUUUCAUAUGCUCUUGGGAACCCUUGAAUUAUGUUUCUGGCUGCUAUAAAAUGUGAAGUCGUACGUUUUCAGAAUAAUGACUAAAGACUUACCAGGGUUCCCGGAAUGUAAAUGACUGCUUUUCAUUGUUAUUAACCAAAGGCCCUGACCUCAUGAAGCUCUUUAGAGGCAUUUACUUUGCAGCUCCCGUAAGGUAAAUCCAAGAAGCUGUACUGAAUGGGUACUCCCUGAAAUCAAGUGAAUCUGACCUGUGGGUACCAUUCCACAGUUGGGUUUAUGUAGGCUGUCUGUCACCUGUAGAUCCACAUGGUAAGACCAGGAUCCCAAGCGUUUGUGUGACUUCCCUGGAACUGUCACCUACUUUGUCUGACAUCCCAGUGGCACUCUUGUUUGCUCUGUUUGGAGAGGGAGAACACAGGCCUCCUGCAGUUUUGUGGGAAUGACAGCCACAAAAUGGAAUGCAUAACUGAUUACGUUUUGAAGAUAGCACUAAUUCACCUUUCUUCCUCUGCCACACCCGUUCUCCUUUUAAACUCCAAUUGAUUUUAUCCUACUCUUUUAUAACUGUCCUGUUUUUUCACUCAUGUUAUAUGUGAUUUACAUCCGUGUAUGACAAUGUAGAUGUCUAGGACCCAAGAAGGUAAUGGGAUUCUAUAAGAAGAAGUUAGGCAUUUAACUAACUUUAUCCACAGGAGAAAAUGAAUUAGGUAAAUGUGGUGUCUCCUUUUAUACUUUAAAAUCAGUGAUGUCACAAUGGAUUUCUUUGUUGUAUACACAUGUUACAUAAUAAAUUUAUAAUUUUUGCCUUUCUAAAA
Messenger RNA from Mastomys coucha (southern multimammate mouse), 2536 nucleotides. RefSeq names its product centrosomal protein 57 like 1 (gene Cep57l1). The coding region runs from base 361 to 1650 and encodes 429 amino acids. Gene Ontology annotation, molecular function: gamma-tubulin binding; identical protein binding; microtubule binding. The record is from RefSeq and is a predicted model, not a curated record. The transcript is spliced from 11 exons. NCBI's taxonomy places the organism in Eukaryota, Metazoa, Chordata, Mammalia, Rodentia, Muridae. Gene Ontology annotation, cellular component: centrosome.